GGAGGGCGGAGGUGGACGCCGCGUGGGACGUCCUCGUGGAGAACGUGCUCGGGGUCCAGAACGGGGUCACGGCCGAGCAGGCGAUGGAUACGCUCGUGUUUGCCGUGGAAGAGGAGGGGGCGUUGGACGUGGCGCCUUUCGACGACGAGGAUGAUGGGGUGGUGGAGGAUAGGGAUGGCGUGGAAGAUGUUCCGGGUGCGUGUGGUGUUGUUGCGUCGCUGAGGUGACGGAAAAGCUGACAGUGUUCUUUUCUGUUUGUUCUUGGUGCAGCACCUCUGCCCGUAACGACCACCGAAUCUGGACCCCUGGAGCAGCGCAAAGCGCCGAAUCUCGAACCGCUGGGCGAUAUCAAGUUCUUCGACCUGGGAGCGAGGGAUCGCCCGGCGCUCGACCUAGAAGUCGACUUCCAGGGCCUCCGCCUCGGCGCCAUCGCGCCCUCGAACCGUCCGAUCGUCGUCGGUAUCGCCAUCGUCGAUCUAGAGCUCGAAGAGGAGGAGGGCACGGCCGCCAGUUCGUCGCGGGGGAAGGCGAGGGCGGCGCGGUGCGUCCUGUGCCUCGACGACCUCGACGACCUCCAGCAAACGCCGGCGCCGGCGGCGAUGCCGUGCGGCCACCGGUUCCACCCCUCGUGCCUGCGCGAGCUCGUCAGGAAAGCGACGGAGGACGAGUCGCUGUUCCCGCCGCGCUGCUGCGACCGUCGCCCCGGGGCCGCCGCGAUCCCGUACGACGCGUUCGGGGCGCUGCUCGCGCCGGACGAGGUGCGGGCGUACGAGGACAGGAAGCGCGAGUUUGGGACGCCGGCGGGGGAGAGGGUGUACUGCUCCGCGCCGGCGUGCGGAGCGUUCGUCGGGCGGAAGAGCGCCGGCGAGCCGCCGCGCGCCGUGCCGUGCGUGAGGGAAGGGUGCGGGGCGAGGACGUGCGAUGCGUGCGGAGGCGCGCCGCACGCGUGGCACGUCGCGUGUUCGGGCGGGCGGGACGAGGGCGAGCGGGCGUUGUUGGCGCUGGGGAGGGAGAGGGAGUGGCAGCGGUGCCCGCACUGUCGGAGGAUCGUGGAGAAGAGCGGGGGGUGCGUGCAUAUGAUGUGUUGGUGCGGGGGCGAGUUUUGUUAUAGGUGUGGAGGGGGGUAUCACGAUGGGCCGUGCGAGGAGCCGGUGGACGUGAGCGUGACGAGGGCGGCGUUGGAGGCGGAGUGA
This is a messenger RNA of Punctularia strigosozonata HHB-11173 SS5, 1193 nucleotides long. RefSeq lists its product as uncharacterized. The transcript has a single exon. Bases 600 to 1193 code for a protein of 197 amino acids. Gene Ontology annotation, molecular function: ubiquitin protein ligase activity; zinc ion binding; ubiquitin conjugating enzyme binding. NCBI's taxonomy places the organism in Eukaryota, Fungi, Basidiomycota, Agaricomycetes, Corticiales, Punctulariaceae. Gene Ontology annotation, cellular component: cytoplasm; ubiquitin ligase complex. The record is from RefSeq and is a predicted model, not a curated record. Gene Ontology annotation, biological process: ubiquitin-dependent protein catabolic process; protein polyubiquitination; positive regulation of proteasomal ubiquitin-dependent protein catabolic process.